Jaculus jaculus (lesser Egyptian jerboa) is the source of this 4517-nucleotide messenger RNA. RefSeq names its product glutamate ionotropic receptor NMDA type subunit 2A (gene Grin2a). The record is from RefSeq and is a predicted model, not a curated record. Gene Ontology annotation, molecular function: transmitter-gated monoatomic ion channel activity involved in regulation of postsynaptic membrane potential; NMDA glutamate receptor activity. Bases 85 to 4479 code for a protein of 1464 amino acids. The transcript is spliced from 13 exons. Gene Ontology annotation, cellular component: postsynaptic density membrane; NMDA selective glutamate receptor complex; plasma membrane. Gene Ontology annotation, biological process: excitatory postsynaptic potential; monoatomic ion transport; long-term synaptic potentiation. Lineage: Eukaryota; Metazoa; Chordata; Mammalia; Rodentia; Dipodidae.
UGAGGCGGCCGAGAUGCUUGUGCGCGCAGCGCGCCCCACUGCAUCCUCGACCUUCUCCGGCUACAGGGACCGUAAGUGGCGACUAUGGGCAGCCUGGGCUACUGGCCCCUGCUGGUACUGCCGGCCCUUUUGGUCUGGCGCGGUCCGGCGCAAGGCGCGGCGGCGGAGAAGGGCCCUCCCGCGCUGAACAUUGCAGUGCUGCUGGGGCACAGCCACGACGUGACGGAGCGCGAACUUCGAAACCUGUGGGGCCCCGAGCAGUCCACGGGGCUGCCCAUGGACGUGAACGUGGUGGCGAUGCUGAUGAACCGCACCGACCCCAAGAGCCUCAUCACCCACGUGUGCGACCUCAUGUCCGGAGCGCGCAUCCACGGUCUAGUGUUUGGAGACGACACUGACCAGGAAGCCGUGGCUCAGAUGCUGGAUUUUAUCUCCUCGCAGACCUUCGUCCCCAUCUUGGGUAUCCACGGGGGCGCAUCGAUGAUCAUGGCUGACAAGGAUCCGACAUCCACCUUUUUCCAGUUUGGAGCAUCCAUCCAGCAGCAGGCCACUGUCAUGCUGAAGAUCAUGCAAGAUUACGACUGGCAUGUCUUCACACUGGUGACCACCAUCUUCCCUGGAUACAGGGACUUCAUUGGCUUCGUCAAGACCACCGUGGACAACAGCUUUGUGGGCUGGGACAUGCAGAAUGUGAUCACCCUGGACACCUCCUUCGAGGAUGCAAAGACCCAGGUGCAGCUGAAGAAGAUCCACUCCUCCGUCAUCUUGCUCUACUGCUCCAAAGACGAGGCUGUCCUCAUCCUGAGUGAGGCUCGCUCCCUCGGCCUCACUGGCUAUGACUUCUUCUGGAUUGUUCCAAGUUUGGUCUCUGGAAACACAGAGCUCAUCCCCAAAGAGUUUCCAUCAGGACUGAUUUCAGUCUCGUAUGAUGACUGGGACUACAGUCUGGAGGCGAGAGUGAAGGAUGGUCUGGGUAUCCUAACCACUGCCGCGUCGUCCAUGCUGGAGAAGUUCUCCUACAUUCCCGAGGCUAAGGCCAGCUGCUAUGGGCAGACGGAGAAGCCAGAGGCCCCGCUCCACACUUUGCACCAAUUUAUGGUCAAUGUGACGUGGGACGGCAAAGACUUGUCCUUCACUGAGGAAGGCUAUCAGGUGCACCCCAGGCUCGUGGUGAUUGUGCUGAACAGAGACCGAGAGUGGGAAAAGGUGGGCAAGUGGGAGAACCAGACGCUGAGCCUGAGGCAUGCUGUGUGGCCGAGAUACAAGUCCUUUUCUGACUGUGAGCCCGACGACAACCAUCUGAGCAUUGUCACCCUGGAGGAAGCGCCCUUUGUCAUCGUGGAGGACAUAGACCCACUGACCGAGACGUGUGUGAGGAACACUGUGCCCUGCCGGAAGUUUGUUAAAAUCAACAAUUCAACCAAUGAGGGGAUGAACGUCAAGAAGUGCUGCAAGGGUUUCUGUAUUGACAUCCUAAAAAAGCUGUCCAGGACUGUGAAGUUCACCUAUGACCUCUACCUGGUGACCAACGGGAAGCAUGGCAAGAAAGUGAACAACGUGUGGAAUGGAAUGAUUGGUGAAGUGGUCUAUCAGAGAGCAGUCAUGGCGGUGGGCUCACUCACCAUCAACGAGGAGCGUUCUGAAGUGGUGGACUUCUCAGUGCCCUUUGUGGAGACAGGAAUCAGCGUCAUGGUUUCGAGGAGCAAUGGCACCGUUUCACCCUCUGCUUUCCUAGAGCCAUUCAGCGCCUCCGUGUGGGUCAUGAUGUUUGUGAUGCUGCUCAUCGUUUCUGCCAUAGCUGUCUUCGUCUUUGAGUACUUCAGCCCUGUGGGAUACAACAGAAACUUAGCCAAAGGGAAAGCACCCCACGGACCUUCCUUCACCAUCGGGAAAGCGAUCUGGCUUCUCUGGGGCCUGGUGUUCAACAACUCCGUGCCCGUUCAGAAUCCUAAAGGCACAACCAGCAAGAUCAUGGUGUCCGUGUGGGCUUUCUUUGCCGUCAUCUUCCUGGCCAGCUACACGGCCAACCUGGCUGCUUUCAUGAUCCAGGAAGAGUUUGUGGACCAAGUGACUGGCCUCAGUGACAAAAAGUUCCAGAAACCACAUGACCACUCCCCUCCUUUUCGCUUCGGGACAGUGCCUAAUGGAAGCACGGAGAGAAACAUCCGUAACAACUACCCGUACAUGCAUCAGUACAUGACCAAGUUUAAUCAGAAGGGUGUAGAGGACGCCUUGGUCAGCUUGAAGACAGGGAAGCUGGACGCUUUCAUCUAUGAUGCAGCAGUCUUGAAUUACAAGGCCGGGAGGGAUGAAGGCUGCAAGCUGGUGACCAUUGGGAGUGGAUACAUCUUUGCCACCACUGGCUAUGGAAUUGCUCUCCAGAAGGGCUCGCCUUGGAAGAGGCAGAUUGACCUGGCUCUGCUCCAGUUUGUGGGUGAUGGUGAGAUGGAGGAGCUGGAGACGCUGUGGCUCACGGGCAUCUGCCACAAUGAGAAGAAUGAGGUGAUGAGCAGCCAGCUGGACAUCGACAACAUGGCGGGUGUGUUCUACAUGCUGGCGGCGGCCAUGGCUCUCAGCCUCAUCACCUUCAUCUGGGAGCACCUCUUCUACUGGAAAUUGCGUUUCUGCUUCACGGGCGUGUGCUCCGACCGGCCGGGGCUGCUCUUCUCCAUCAGCAGGGGCAUCUACAGCUGCAUUCAUGGGGUCCACAUUGAAGAAAAGAAGAAGUCUCCAGAUUUCAACCUGACUGGGUCCCAGAGCAACAUGAUAAAGCUUCUUCGGUCAGCCAAGAACAUCUCCAACAUGUCCAACAUGAACUCCUCACGAAUGGACUCGCCCAAAAGAGCAACUGACUACAUCCAAAGAGGAUCGCUCAUCGUGGACAUGGUUUCCGACAAGGGGAAUUUGAUAUACUCAGACAACAGGUCCUUCCAGGGAAAGGAGAGCAUUUUUGGGGACAACAUGAAUGAACUCCAAACAUUUGUAGCCAACAGGCACAAAGAUAACCUCAGUAACUAUGUGUUCCAAGGACAGCACCCGCUCACGCUCAAUGAGACCAACCCUAACACCGUGGAGGUGGCUGUGAGCAGUGAAUCCAAAGGGAACUCGCGGCCCCGGCAGCUCUGGAAGAAAUCCAUGGAGUCUCUACGCCAAGAUUCUCUGAGCCAGAACCUCAUCUCCCAGAGGGAAGAGGCCUCUGUGGAGAACAGGUCCCACUCCCUAAAGAGCCCCAGGUAUCUUCCAGAGGAAGUGGCCCACUCUGACAUUUCAGAAGCCUCCAGCAGGGCCACGUGUUACAGGGAACCCAACAAUAAUAAGAACCACAAAACCAAGGAUAACUUCAAAAGGUCCAUGGCCUCCAAAUACCCCAAGGACUGUAGUGAGGUCGAACGUACUUACCUGAAAACCAAAGCGAGCUCUCCCAGGGAUAAGAUCUACACCAUCGAUGGUGAAAAGGAGCCCACGUUUCACUUAACCCCUCCCCAGCUGGUUGAGAACAUAGCCCUCCCUGAGAACGUGAGCUUCUCGGAUGCCUACCAGGAACAUAACGACAGCUUCCGCAAGGGGGACUCCACGCUGCCCAUCAACCGGAACCCACUACGCAAUGAAGACGGGCUCCCCAACAAUGACCAGUAUAAACUCUACGCCAAGCACUUCACCUUGAAAGACAAGGGUUCCCCCCACAGCGAGGGUAGUGACCGCUACAGGCAUAACUCCACGCACUGCAGGAGCUGCCUUUCCAACCUGCCCACCUAUUCAGGCCACUUCACCAUGAGGUCCCCUUUUAAGUGUGAUGCCUGCCUGCGGAUGGGGAACCUCUAUGACAUUGAUGAAGACCAGAUGCUUCAGGAGACAGGGAACCCGGCUCCCCAGGAGGAGGUUUACCAGCAGGACUGGGCACAGAACAACGCCCUCCAGUUGCAGAAGAACAAAUUAAGGAUUAGCCGACAGCAUUCUUACGAUAACAUUCUUGACAAGCCCAGGGAGAUAGACCUUACCAGGCCCUCCCGGAGCAUAAGUCUCAAGGACAGGGAGCGGCUACUGGAGGGCAACUUAUACGGGAGCCUGUUCAGUGUCCCCGCGAGCAAACUCUUGGGCAACAAAAGCUCUCUUUUCCCCCAAGGUCUGGAAGACAGUAAGAGAAGCAAGUCUCUCUUGCCAGACCACACCUCUGAUAACCCUUUCCUCCACUCCUAUGGGGAUGACCAGCGCUUGGUUAUUGGGAGAUGUCCCUCGGACCCUUACAAACACACGUUGCCAUCACAGGCGGUGAAUGACGGCUAUCUUCGAUCGUCUUUGAGAUCAACGGCAUCGUAUUGCUCCAGGGACAGUAGGGGCCACAGUGAUGUGUAUAUUUCAGAGCAUGUUAUGCCUUAUGCUGCGAAUAAGAAUAAUAUGUACUCUACCCCCAGGGUUUUAAAUUCCUGCAGCAAUAGACGCGUGUACAAGAAAAUGCCUAGUAUCGAAUCUGAUGUUUAAAAAAAAAAAAAAAUCUUCCAUUAAUGUUUUAUCUAUAG